Molecule: messenger RNA, 1446 nt
Organism: Euleptes europaea (tarantolino)
Lineage: Eukaryota; Metazoa; Chordata; Lepidosauria; Squamata; Sphaerodactylidae
Gene: PAX1
Product: paired box 1
Exons: 5
Coding region: 1-1446 (481 amino acids)
Biological process (GO): anatomical structure development; regulation of transcription by RNA polymerase II
Molecular function (GO): RNA polymerase II cis-regulatory region sequence-specific DNA binding; DNA-binding transcription factor activity, RNA polymerase II-specific
Source: RefSeq, a predicted model, not a curated record
AUGGGUAAGACGCGGCGGCGAAGCGGCGGCGAAGCGGCGGGCGGGGGGCGGCGGGCCGGCCGGAGCGGGGCUUGGGGGGCUGGAGCCGGGCGCCUGCGGGGCGCUCGGGGGCUGGCGCGGAGUCGCCCCGAGCCUCUGGCCGGCCCCCUGCUCUCGACUGCGGGGCGGAGGGCGAGCGGGGCGGGCGAUCCCGACCUCCGGCAGAGCCGCGACAGGACGGCCGGACGGCCGGACGAGCUCUCCGGAGAUCGUCGGGCGGCUCCCGCGUCCAGCCGGGCAGAGAAGCCUCCGCUGCCCCAGAGCGAGCAGAGCUACGGCGAGGUGAACCAGCUGGGCGGGGUGUUCGUCAACGGGCGGCCGCUGCCCAACGCCGUGCGGCUGCGGAUCGUGGAGCUGGCGCAGCUGGGCAUCCGGCCCUGCGACAUCAGCCGGCAGCUGCGCGUCUCGCACGGCUGCGUGAGUAAGAUCCUGGCCCGCUACCACGAGACGGGCUCCAUCCUGCCCGGCGCCAUCGGGGGCAGCAAACCGCGCGUCACCACCCCCACCGUGGUCCAGCACAUCCGCGACUACAAGCAGGGCGACCCGGGCAUCUUCGCCUGGGAGAUCCGCGACCGCCUGCUGGCCGACGGCGUCUGCGACAAGUACAACGUGCCCUCCGUCAGCUCCAUCAGCAGGAUCCUGCGCAACAAGAUCGGCAGCCUCUCGCAGCCCGCCGCCGCCGCCGGAGGGGGCCUCCUCUACGAGGGCGGCGGCGGCGGAGGAGCGGGGGGCAAGCCGCCGGCCCCGCAGCCCGCCCUGCCCUACAGCCACAUCUACCAGUACCCCUACCCCGGCGCCGUGGCCGCCGCAGGCGCCAAGCUGGGGAGCCACCCCGGGGCGCCGGUCUCCGCGGCCCACGUCAGCCUGCCUCGCUCCUGGCCCUCCGCCCACUCGGUCAGCAACAUCCUGGGCAUCCGCGCCUUCGUGGAGCAAAGCGGGGCUCUAGCCGGGCCGGAGAGCUCUUCCUACUCUCCCAAAAUGGAAGAGUGGCCGAGCGUGAACAGGACCGCCUUCCCCGCCGCCGGACAAGGCGUCAACGCGCUGGACAAGGCAGCGGCGGAGACGGACAUUAAAUACCCCCAGGCUCCACCCGGGCUCUCGGCCGUGAGCACCUUCCUGCCCCCCUGCGCCUACCCGACCUCCACCCAGGCCGGCGUCUACGGCGGGCCCGCCGGCGGUUACCUGAGCCCGGCCCAUCACUGGCAGACGCAAGGCAGCCCCCUGGCUCACCACCACGGGCCCGGCAUGGCGCUCCACGGGGCAGAGCUGACCACCCCCGCCGCCUUCAAGCACCCCUCCCGAGAAGCCGCCGGCAGAAAACCAGCCGCCAGCCCGGCGGGAGGCAAGGCGCCAGCAGAGGCCCUGGCCGGCAUCCACGGACUUUCUAUCCCGGCCUCCUCGUCCUAG